Alexandromys fortis (reed vole) is the source of this 5669-nucleotide messenger RNA. RefSeq names its product proline rich 36 (gene Prr36). The coding region runs from base 767 to 3844 and encodes 1025 amino acids. NCBI's taxonomy places the organism in Eukaryota, Metazoa, Chordata, Mammalia, Rodentia, Cricetidae. The transcript has 5 exons. The record is from RefSeq and is a predicted model, not a curated record.
UGGAUCAAGCGCGAGCACGCGCAUUCUGGGCUUUCCCUGCCCGCGGCUGAGGGGCGGGGCCGCGGCCAGGCUCCCCAGGCACUGUCGCCUGCAGCCCCCUCCCCUUGCCUUUUCGCCGCUCCCCGCCAGAGCUGCUCCGGCCCAGUCCCACCCCAGGCGACCCUGAGUGGAGCGGCUCGUGGCCAGAGGCGUAGGUGAGCGCGCGACGUGAGCAGGUGGAACGGGCGGAUCGCUGGCCUAGGAGACCGUACUGGGGGAGGGGUCGGGCCCGGGAAGCAGCUCUUUGUCUACCGGAGCCCGUUCGCGGGCUACGAGGCCACUCUUUUUCUCCCUGCAGGUGCUUGGGGAACCUGGGGGAGGACGCUGGUGAAUCCCACUCGGUGUGCGUUCGGAGGACCCUGAAUCUGGAAGUCCUGUUUUGGGGGACUGGUCGUUUGGGUCUCCGAGAGGCGAGGGGUAGGGGCAUGGAUGUUGUUUUUGUAAGAGGGCAGAGGCACGGGCGCGUGUGUGUGUGGGGGGGGACACGAAUAGGGCGUCUCAGCUUUGGGGGAUGGAGGUGGCGGUGGGACUUGACAACACUGAGCGACCGGGCUGGUGAGCGGGUGUGGGUGGUUGGAAGGAAAGCAAAUUGAGGCUCUUGAGGCUGAGGUUUAGGCACUCCUGGGUGGUGAUGCUGGAGAAAGCAUAGGGAGGCGCCAGGAUCGUUUGUAGUGAGUGGUUCAGGAACUGGGAUGUUGACCCCUCUGUUUUCCUCAUCAGGUGCAAUAUGGACAAGAGGGAUAAGGUCAAGGCAGGAGCUGCCCCGCGGAUGCCAGUUUCACGACCUCCAGGCCUUCUGACCCCUAGGCCUCCUGGAUCCCCUCGACCUCCUCCCCCUGUAACCACCGCUGCCCUUCGAGUCCUGGAAGCAAAUGGAGCUGUGGGGCGAAGGCCCCCGGUGGAGCGAGCCGCGGGCGUCGGCAAAACAGCUCUUCCACAGACAGCUGUGCAGGGGGCACCCCCGCGCAGCAGCGUUGGGGCAGGUCCUCGCAGUCCAGCCUCCAGGCCCGCAGCUUCUGGGAAAGGAGAGAAGGCCCCGGUGAAGAUCUCCGGCCAGGGUUCUAUUUCUAGCCCCGGGCGUGCUAGCAGUGGGAUCACCAGACCAGGCCCUGCUGUCCAGAAGGGACCCCAACCCCCGACUAAGGAGCCCGUGGUCAGAGGUAAAGCACCAGAGGCACCCAAAAGGAACACUCUGAGCUCUGGAACGCGAAGAGAUUCUUUAGGACUCACCUCAGGAACCUCUUCUCCUGCCAUCCCUCGUCGGUCCAGACCUCCGGCUACAGAGGUGGGAAUUCCUCGACCAGUUCCCAGUGCCCGGCAGCGUCCCCUGACCACCGAGGCACCCAGGAAACCUGUGAGCAGUGCUGCGGAGCGCAGUGUCCCGGAGCUGAGCCCAGCCUUGAAGAGGCGCUCUGCCGCUGGUGGCAGCCUGCCGAAGCCGGCCUCCCGUUCCCUGAGCUCCACUGCUACUCCUCAGCUCUCUCCAGCUCGCUCUGGGGUCUCUCCGCGUGCCACCCCCCGGGCUCCUGCGCACACCUCGCAGCUCAAGUCGAAAGGGCAGCAAGCUCUGCGCCCACCCCAGACCACAGUCCCGAGGAAGGACAGAACCUCUGCACAGAGUCUACUUUCUGCUUCAUCUUUAGUCACGCCCGCUCCACCUGAAGCCUCCACACCUCAGGCUGCCUCUGUCCAGGUCCCAGAGGAUCCGCUGAAGGCCGCGCUCCCUCCCUCUCCACCCGCUACCCCCCCUCUACCUGCUGCUCUUUUACUCCAGGCCCAGUCCUCUGCACAGGCAACACCCCAAUCACAGGCCAUAAACUGCCCAUCAUCACCUCCCCCGCUUUCUCUGCAGAACCUCCCCUCCCCACCAGCCACGCCCCCUUUGCAAGCUCCACCCACAAGCCUGGGUCCUGAAGAGGCCUCUGACUCACCCCCACCAAUGGCCGUGAUCUCUCUACCGCUUUCAUCUCUUGUCCAGAGUGUGCCCUGCAACCAGGCUUCUUCAGCUUCGCCCCCUCCGGAGACUCUCUCGGCCACUCCUUUCUCACCUGCGCCUCUACCUCUAGCCACACCUCCUCCACCAGUCCUUCCUUCACCGCCAGUUUCCCCGCAGAAUCAGCCUACGCCCCUGGUCACACCCUCUCCGUCCACUCUGUCCGCUCUAACUACGCCCCCUUUGCCGGCCAACUUUUCUGGGUCUCCUCUCCUUCUCCAGGACACGCCCUCUAAUCGAACCACGCCGCCUUUGCAAGACACUCUGUUUCUGGCCAUUUCUCCUCCAGUUUCUCCCUCUCCUUUCUCCUCCCCACCUCUGUAUGUCCCUCCCUCUCCCGUGGUCACGCCUCCUCUGAGGCUCUCACCACCUCUGAUUUUGCCCACUUCACAGGCUUCUUUGUUGACCUCGACACCCUCCCGGGCCUCGUCGCCCCAGCAGGCCACGCCUGCUCCUUUGGCUGUGUCACCGCUAUCGUCCCCACUGCCUUUGGGCUCACCUCCUCUGCAGGCCUCGCUCUCUGUCAUGCCCACAUCCCCUGUGCAGGCACACUCUCUACCCUCGCCUCCCUUGCAGGCGCCUUCUCUGGCUACAUAUCCUUCGCCUCUUCCCUCGUCCCCGGCCUCGCCUCCUCUGCCAGCUCUUCUCUCCCCUCCUGCUUCACCUCCUCUAGAGCGCCCUCUUUCUCCUUCACCCUUACCUCCGUCUCCUUUGGCAACGCCCCCACCAGAAGCCCCACCUUCACUGGAUUCACCCACUCCUCUGACUUCGCCCCCUCCGCAGGACCCCUCUUCUCCGGCUUUGCCCUCUCUGCAGGCUCCCUCCUCCCCGCCGGCCACGGCGCCACCUCCCCUACAGGUUCCCCUCUUGGCUUUGCCUCCUCUCCAGACCCCGUCCUCUCCUCUGGCCACGCCCCCUCCUGGCCUGCCCUCGCCCCUUGUUCAGCCUCCUUCUCCUCCUGCCUCACCCCCACUGCAAGUCCCUCGUCGACCCCCGACUCCAGGUCCAGAUGUCCCGAUCUCAAGUCCACGGCUGACCCUGUCACUGGCCCCUGCCCCGCCACCUCCACCCUCGCGAAGCCCGUCCAGUACGCUGAGUGGCCCGGACCUGGCAGGCCACAGCAGCAGCGCCACGAGCACGCCGGAGGAGCUCCGUGGCUACGACAGCGGGCCCGAGGGCUGCGCCGCAGUCUCCCCGGCCGCAGACGCGGAGCUAGCGGCUUGCCACCCGGCCUCCUGGAGUCGAGGUCCUGCUCCACCGUUGGCAGUGCGUGGCGCUCCAGGAGUUCCCCUGCCCUGGCCUCCCGCUGCCUGCGCGGGCUCCUCUGACGGCCUGUGCACCAUCUACGAAGCUGAAGGACCAGAGUCGGUGGCCCCUACCCCUGGAUCCCUAGAUGCGGAACCGGAGCCGGAGCCGGAGCCGAAGCUGGGCUCUGGCGGUGGGAAGGCAACCGCUGCCCCGGGCUCAGGAGCAUCCUCGAGAAGCCCCAAAUCGGCUCGCCUUGGCGAGCUGCCGCUAGGGGCGCUGCAGGCGAGCGUCGUACAGCACCUGCUGAGCCGGACGCUGUUGCUAGCGGCAGCCGAGGGAGCAGCUGCCGGCAGUGAAGGAGGUUCAGGAGGCCCAGGGGGUGGUGGUGUCCCGGGGGGAUCCCGGGCUCCGCUUAGCGAUGCCGAAUUGGGCCGCUGGGCCGAAUUGCUGUCUCCCUUGGACGAGUCGCGUGCCAGCAUCACUUCAGUCACCAGCUUCUCCCCGGACGACGUGGCCUCCCCACAGGGUGAUUGGACAGUAGUGGAAGUGGAGACUUUUCAUUGAGCCAGACCCCAGCCCCGCUCAUCAUACAUAUACCGCUUUAGAGUCCACCCUUCCGGUUACACCUCUUUUGCCUUAGUCUCAGCUCUCACUGGAUGGAUAUUUUUUUUUUUUAAACCUCUAGAGCCCAGUCUUUGGGCCCAGGCCGUGCCCCUAUCUUUCUUGGUUUAAGCUUGGAACACACCUACAGGUAGGCCUAGGCCUUCCAUUUGCGCUUGUGUUUGGCCUAAGCCACAGCCCUCUAAGGAGCCACGCCACACCCUAUGUUCAGUGGAUAAAUAGCCUCUCAUACCAAUAGCCUCAUUUUCAGUAAAACCAGAGAUGCUGGCACCAGGGUGCCAUGGUGAUGGGAGCUGGGAAAGGGCCACACAUGUAGCGGUGCAGUUCAAAGGUCCAGGCUACACUAUGCUGCUGGGUGUGCUUGAGCAAGUCGGAGCUCUGGCUGAACUGUGUGACUUGUCUACAGCAAGGUGGUUGGUGAGAUAGUGGUCUCGUGCUCUUUUGGGUCAUACUUCUAAUGAGAACGUUAGGCCCAGGGAGGCCUGAGUGGAUGAGCUGGUGAUCAAACCGGGGAGCCACCAAAGCUCUUCUAACCCUGGAUGUGGGGUAAUUCGCUCUCCUGGGUAUCCCUUGUUACAGCCCCUAUGCCCUGUGUGCACCCCUUCUCUUUUGUGCUUGAGAGUUGGGCCUGGAGGAUGAACUCGAGUGGAGAGAGUGAGUCCUUGCCUUCAUCUCUUACUUCUCCCUCUGUGAUGGGUAGUGCCAAGUUGUAAAAUGUGAAAAACCCCUGAAAGAUAGGUCCCUUGGCAUGCCUGUAGGGGGGUUAGCUUGCUUAGGCUUAGGUGGAAACCUACCCAUUGUGGGUGGCACCAUACCCUGGCUGGGAUCCUGGGCUGUGUAAGCAGAGAGCUGGGCAGCAGCAUGCAUUCACUGCUCUUUGUGACUGACUGCUUCCAGCUCCUGUUACCUUGACUUCCCCACAGUGAUAGACUGUACCCUGAACUGUGAGCCAGAAUAAACCCUUCCUCCCUUAAGUUGCUUUUGUCAAGGUGAUUUAUCACAGUUAAGGGAAAUAAACGGAGACAAUCUCCCUCUCCUUUCACCAAGGAGGCCACAGUGUUAAGGCAGUAACUUGCCCAGGUUUGCAGAAAGAACUACAAAUGUAGGGCUAAAGUGGACUGACCUGGCUGAACCUUAAAGGGGGUGGUGGUGCAGAAGACCUGGGCGUUGACACCAUGCCAUUCUAUGUAUUGCACUCACAGGGGCAUCCUUGCCUUGUUUCUUACUCCAGAUGAUCUCAUGAAUUCUCAGUUACUAUCUUCAUUUAAGUCUGUCAAUCAGAAUUGCUCUCCACCUCCCAGCCAUCAACUUGUCCCUGGAGCCCCUAACUCCAGGCAAGGUUUUUUCUUUCCGAGUGCCUCUGCAUGACAUUACCCCUUGAAUGUUAUUGCCCAAGGAUCUCCUCCUUGGCACUAACAGUGUGGAAGCCAAAUGGCAGUGCCCUGUACUGGGCCCCCUUACCUCACCCUGAGUCAGGUACUUGUCAGACACAGACAACUAAGUUCUCUGUCUUUCGCCCUGAAACAGCCACUUCCUGGCUUACAGUCCAAAGAGAAGUCUCGUCUCAGAGGGGCACUGCUACCUCUGUUGUUGGGGGAGGGCACAUGCUCUGGACUCUAGCACUGAGAUUUGUGGCAAGCCAGAGAUUUCUUCUCUAGCUGAGCCCUGGAGGGAACCCCAGAUAUCCUUGUUCCCAGAUGUCAAGACAAGCCUAAGAGAAAAAAGCUAACUCUCCCCCAUCCCAAGACAGGAUUUCUCCAUAUAGUUC